UCGUAAACCUGCAUAUUUGAUAUAGGCGCGACCAUAAAUUGUUUCAGGAUUCACAAUCACACAGCUCCAUUAUCCAAUUCGGGUUCGGAAUGAUUAUGGGGCCAAAACCUUGUGUGGCUGGUUCCCAGCCACCAGUAUCCAGCCACCAAGUCAAAAGCUCUCUUCGUGAGGUCAUAAAGUAAACAAGCUUGAAAACCGGAGCAAUCAAGAUUUAGCUGGAGGCAGGGAAAUUUUUUAAAGGACGCAUUACCAGCGGAUUGUGUGUCCCGGCAACCUGUCGCUACCGAUCCUCUCUUGUGCAGCUAUUUGUUUUCUGCGUUGUGUUUUGUGCCUUCAGGACAACGACGCUGAAGAGGUUGGGAUAGGGACGUGAAGAGAAGGACCUUGAGCGGAUCCGGAGGUCACCAACAGUUGUCGAUCAAACCUCCAACCUUCUCGUGGAGACCGGACCGAAAAUGUAUACAUCACGACCCACAUCGACCACACCACCUCCAGUGGAGUUCCCCAGUCACGCCCGCCACCUCCGACACCCACAAUCUCGACCCCUCCCACCACUCCCUGAGCCAUGCUACGACGACGGAAACGAUGACGACGACCUCGAGGAAGAGAUAUUAGAAGAUCUCAUCCCCGCCCCGCUCUUCAGCAGCGGUAGAGCCCGCACCCCCAACAGAAUCCACGAAGCCAUUCUCGAGCUGGAGAGGUCGCAUCCACACAUCCAUACUCGCUCCAGGUCGUCGACAACCGCAUCGAUCCACUAUCCUUCUUCCUCCUCACGGCCAUCAUCCCGGCUCUCGGUACGAUCAACCACACCUUCCAUCUCAUCGCCUUCCCCUUCUCCGUCUCCGUCUCCAGCUCUCUGCUUCCGCUGCUCAACACCUACCGUUCCUGUACCACCGGCACCGCGAGGUCCUCGCCUCCAUCGCUCACAUUCGCACGCCACGGCGCCAACGCCAUCGUGCUGGGCAGCGCCAACGAGUCCAGCAUUGAACAGGGCGUCGACGCCCGAGCCUUCGGACCCGGGAGGUAGGCCGCUAUUGAGGAGGAUGUCGACGCCGAAAAGGUCGAGCUUGAGGUCCUUGUGGAAGAAGGAGUCGGAUGGUAGUUUGAGCGGGGGGUAUGAUGAGCGGACGAGAUGAGUGUUCUGUCUUCUGAUUUGAAGCAACUCGCUGUACGAAGUUUCGAAAAGGGAAUGGAGUGUUUGAUGAGAGAAUGCGACGCUGUAAUUGUUAGGACGGGAAUAUAGGGAAAACGUCCGUUUACGGAGGAGACGGCGAUUAUGAUGUAUCCUUGUAAUGAGCAACAACUUAAGAGGCGUUGACUAUGUACCUUCUAAUGACAGAUCC
Messenger RNA from Westerdykella ornata, 1343 nucleotides. RefSeq lists its product as uncharacterized. The coding region runs from base 456 to 1136 and encodes 226 amino acids. The record is from RefSeq and is a predicted model, not a curated record. The transcript has a single exon. NCBI's taxonomy places the organism in Eukaryota, Fungi, Ascomycota, Dothideomycetes, Pleosporales, Sporormiaceae.